Fusarium tjaetaba is the source of this 2001-nucleotide messenger RNA. Its product is annotated as cysteine-rich acidic integral membrane. The coding region runs from base 1 to 2001 and encodes 666 amino acids. The record is from RefSeq and is a predicted model, not a curated record. NCBI's taxonomy places the organism in Eukaryota, Fungi, Ascomycota, Sordariomycetes, Hypocreales, Nectriaceae. The transcript has 2 exons.
AUGCGUUUCAAUACUCUGGUGGGCUUCGGCCUUCUGGCAGUCGAGUCUGCCCUUGCAGUCCCCUGCCCACCGGCAAGCAUCACAACCGCAACCCUCGAUGUGACUACUACCGCGACGCUGAAUGUCACUGAUGCGGCGACGGACACCGUUACAGACACUGUGUUUGAGACCAAUACCGUUAACUCAACGGCCGUGGUGACCUCUACAGAGGUGGAUGUUAUUGCUACGACUAGUACCGCAACUGUCAACGCCACAGAGACUGAGUUUACUACUAUCAACUCAACGGUCGUCUUCACGUCUACAGAGACUGAUGUGGACGUUGCCACCACAACUGCUACUGUCAACUCUACUGCUGUCUUCACCAUUACAGAGACAGAGGAGGUCACCAGCACGGAGACUGACACUGUCAACAACACAGCUGUGUUCACAACCACCGAGGUUGAUGUCGAGACCAGCACCGAGACUGCUACAGUCAACUCCACGGUGCUAUUCACGUCCACAGAGACUGACUUCACCACAGAAGCGGCUACUGCCACAACUGUUGUCUUUGUCACAAACUCAACCACCGUCACUCAGACUUCCACUGUCAAUGCUACAGAGACAGCCUUUGAGACUGACACGGUUCUCACCACUGCUACGGUGAACGCUACCUCAACUGUCAAUGCCACGUCUACAACAGUUGAGACCAACACGGCUUUCGUUACUUCAACUGUUGAUACCACUGCAACUGUAAAUACCACGGCCACGGAUUUCGUCACUUCUACCGUCAACACUACAGCCACUGCUUUCGAGACUGAUACAGCUUUCACUACUGCCACUGUCAACACCACUGCAACUUCAUUCGAGACUGAUACAGUUUUCACAACUGCAACGGCGAAUACUACUGCAACAGAAUUUGUCACUUCAACUGUCAACACCACAGCCACUGCUUUCGAAACUGAUACGGUUCUCACCACUGCUACCGUAAACACUACAGCGACGGAUUUCGUCACUUCUACCGUCAACACUACAGCCACUGCUUUCGAAACAGAUACGGCUUUCACUACCGCAACAGUCAACACGACUGCAACAGACUUUGUCACUUCAACUGUCAACACCACAGCCACUGCCUUCCAGACUGAUACUGUGACCUCGACUGUCAACACUACAGCCACCGCAUUUGAGACUGAUACCGUGACCUCAACUGUCAACAGUACUGCCACAGUUAACAUGACGGCAACAGCAUUCCAGACGGACACUGUUUUCACUACUGCAACUGUCAAUUCUACUGCGACAAGCACAAACACUGUAACAACAACCGAGACUGUCUUUGUAACAGCUACAGUAACCCCCACCGAUGUGACAUCUACAGAGACCAGCACUGCGACUGCGACUGUCGAUGCGACUUCUGUAGUGACUGACACUGUUGACUCAACUUCUACAGUAGUUGUUACUGCCACUGUGACAUCCACUGUUGAUGGCGCCAGCGUGACUCCUUCAUCUGCUCCCGCCGCUUCAGCAGCCCCUGCUUCUUCGGACACAACCAGUGCUUCCGGAGCAGCAACUACUACAACCGUCGUAGCAGCAGGAACUACGAGCGCUACUAGCGAGACUGCUGCUUCGGCGGCGACUUCAUCUCCCGCAGCAGCUUCCUCUGACACUACAUCCGCAGCUGCUGGAGCUGCCACUACCACAACCGUGGUAGCAGCGGGAACUACGAGCGCUACAAGCGAGGAUACUGCUUCGGCCUCAACGUCUUCACCAGCACUGGCCUCUUCUGAUUCUACCUCUGCAGCAGCUACUGAAGCUGCCACUACCACAACCGUGGUAGCAGCAGGUACUACAAGCGCUACUACUGACCCUACUGCUUCUGCCACUGGAGCAGCUACCACAUCAUCUUCAUCUGUUGUCGAUGGUGCCCCCGUCGAUGACACUCCUACGACUUCAUCGGCUAGCCCCGCGGGCACUACGACUGCAACUACUACUGUUGACGCCGCUACCACAACCACAACCGGUGCUUAG